UCACCUGUUCUAAAAAAAGAAAAGGUCUCAUAACAAGAGAAAGAAAUUUAUUUAUAUUUUGCGUUUUAAGAAAGAAAAUGGACUGGAGAUAAUGAUUGUCAGAAGAUGAACGCACGAACACAGGUUUUUGAACUCUCUGUUGAAGGAAGACAAAUAGAAGAAGUAGUAGAAAGUAUCUUCCAUACAUUACUGUUACACAGAACUAUAGGAAAGUUUCACUUCAAACAAGAAUCGAGUUAUUCUAUAGGAACAGUUGGUAUAGUAGAUGUAGACUGUGAUUUUAUAGACUUUACUUAUGUGAGGACUGCCUCAGAUGAAUUAGACAGGAAAUUGAAAGGUCAUGUAUCAUUGUUCAGAGAUACAUUAAGGAGUCAGGAUGGACCAGGUUCUGGACAGAUCUCAUUAGAAUUUUUCCAGAAAAAGAAAACAAGAUGGCUGUUUUCACCAGAAUGCAUUCCAUGGGAAGUAUGGACCAUAAAACUGGAUAUUCUUACUCUAUCUAAUGAAAGUGAGAGACAGUUAUUAAGAGAAAAACUUGGAGAAGUUUUAGCAGAGAAAUUGAUGUAUGUAGCUGAAGCAAUGAAUAGACAUGAAUAUGUUCCUAAAAUGCCAAACCAGUCCGAACUGGAUCUUGUAUUUGAUACCACCAUAGCUGAUGUCCAACCUUAUUUGUAUAGGAUAUCCCACCAGACCACAACACCUCCCCCAUCUGUAAGUAAUACAAUGAGGAAAUUCCUGAAGGACACACUAGCAUUCUGAUACCACAAAUCAUUUCAUGGAGAUAUUGCAUCAUGGGAAUAUUCCAAAAGGACUGUACAUUAACAUUGUGACAUCAAACUCCACUGUGCAGCAAAAUAUUGAUGAAUCAUGGGAAAAUACCUGAUGGAGUCCGAUUAGCCUCAUGAUAAUGUAUUAGUUUCAUGAUGCAAAAAUUGCCUUGUAUUUUCAUUUGUAAAAUUUAGAAAAUCAUGAAUUUAUAUGAUAUUGUAUUUUUAUCCCCCCCAAAAAAGAUAUUGUCUUGUUGGGCAUAGGUGGUGUGAUUGGUAUGUAUAUAUAUAUAUAUAUUAUUUCCCCUUAAUAACUAAUGUUUGCAUAUUGAAACUAUGAUAUUUCUAUAUAUAUAAGUAUCUCACCACCCUAAAUGUGACAUAUUAGACUGGUUUUUAAGGUAAUCAUUUCUUGAGUGUACUGUAUUUCAGUGUGAAUCACCCCAAAUUCACCAGUAUUCACCAACAUUCACUGUAAAAAAUAAUCACAAAUAGUGAGUUUUAACUACUGUAAAUACAGAAAUAUUGCAAUUUUUGAAGAAUGGACAUAAAUGUAAGAGAUAUUAUUACAAUUUCUGGAAAAUAUGCAUUCCGAUAUAUGUAUCAGAUAUCAGAAUGCCAGUUCUUCUUAUUGUGAUACUCAUCUAGUUGCGUUAUUUACAAUAUCAAAAACUUUGAAAUGAUUUCUGAAUUUACAAUAAAUCUCCUUGAUUGUGUAAAUUGCAAAUUUUUUGUUCUGUAUCUACAAGACUUCAUCAAAAACAGUUUUGUGAAUUGUAUUUUUAUGAUAAUACUGAUGUUAAGAUGUAUAAAUUCAUAACAAGUAGAAAGUUAUUGUAUAUUGUACAUGCUGACGAUUUUUAACCUAUUUAAUUAACAUACAAUGAGUGCUAUUCUAAUGAUGUUAAUGGAAUUUAUGUGUUUUUUAUGUGUAGUUGAAAUUGAAUUACAGAAUUGUAUUUUUUUUUUUGCUAAUGUCAUUGUAGUAUUAUUAUAUAAUCCAAAAAAUUAGUCAUGCCUUGUGGUUAUUUUUGUUGCAACUUAUACAAAAUGAUAUUCUCAUUUAUUAGAAAUAGUAAGCUAGGAUUUAAGGUCAGAGGGGCAGAGAUUUAAGAUGAAGGGUGAAGGGUGUGUUAGUGCUGUUUCUUGCCUUUAAAGGGAUAACUUGAUUAUGUUAAUAGAUAAAAAUUUAAAUGAUUGAAUAAAUUAUUUUAUUUUUA
Molecule: messenger RNA, 1987 nt
Organism: Mytilus californianus (California mussel)
Lineage: Eukaryota; Metazoa; Mollusca; Bivalvia; Mytilida; Mytilidae
Product: autophagy-related protein 101-like
Exons: 8
Coding region: 106-759 (217 amino acids)
Biological process (GO): autophagy; autophagosome assembly
Cellular component (GO): phagophore assembly site
Source: RefSeq, a predicted model, not a curated record